UUAAGUCGUCAACUUUUCUUUGAUUCUUCGUCUCUGUUAUGUUCCGCGAAAGACGAAUUGUACGUGGAAGUGCUAUACACCAUCAAACACAAGAUAGGGGCCAACGGCGGCGAUUAUUCCGUCUACGCGGAGGAUCUAUACGAUUACGCUCAAAAGGCUUUCUGCGUGUCCCAGGAGACGCACAAACGUCUAUUUGCCAUCGCUCAGGAAGAACAGCCUCCUAUUCUGGUUUUAAAUUUGAUUGUGGUAGAAGCUCAAGGUCUGGAAGCUAAAGAUCCUAACGGUUACAGUGAUCCUUACUGCAUGUUAGGCAUUCAACCGGGAAGCGGAACGGAAGACGGAAGAAGAUACAGUUGGGAAGACGAAGUGGCGGAGAAAAGCAAGGGAAGCCCGAGAAGGUUGAGAAAAUUUGGCGCUUCGUUAAAAAGAAGAGAGAGGAAUCGCAGUAACAGUCUGUCGGACACACUUCCUGCCAAGUUCAUUAGAACCACGACAGUUAAGCCCCAAACGCUUUGUCCCAAAUGGAACGAAACCUUCCGCCUGGACAUUGAAGAUAUCCGUUCCGAUCGCCUUCAUCUCGAUAUCUGGUAAUAAACGUUAUUAAUUUAAUAUUUAUUCCGUGUAAAGUAAAUCUAUUCUUCGGAUGCUUGCCAGUAUAAAUACAACGUGUACUGACUCGAUAAUAAUAAUAAACUGUCCUAAUUACAGCUUAAAGGAGAGCGGGGAUACAUCUCUACCCAUCUUUAAACUCGUUCGAGAUCCGUCUUUAUUCAAAACGACGGUGAAUAAUUAAAUUGCAGUUUAAAAAUAUACUCGGAUAAGCCGUGUACUUCCAAUGUGACUUCUGACUUAUCCUUGUCGGUGUCUAGAAUUAUAUACUCAAUUUAACCAGACAUUUCUAUUUUAAAAUGUAUCAAAUAGUUUCUAGACCAACCUUUUUAAUAAUCUAUCAGUUUUUCCUAUAUGUACAGUACAAUCGAACCUCCAAUAACGACCACUUUCGAACAACGACCAUUUUUUAUUUUCCUUCAAUGACCUUUUUCACUGUAACUUAUACAACGUAGAAAAAUUUGGGUCAAUCAUUACUAGAUAAAAUAAAUAAGUAUGACUUUACGUACAGUAAAAAAGAAAAAAAAACAAAAGCCAUU
Messenger RNA from Centruroides sculpturatus (bark scorpion), 1148 nucleotides. Its product is annotated as BAI1-associated protein 3-like. The annotation marks the transcript as partial. NCBI's taxonomy places the organism in Eukaryota, Metazoa, Arthropoda, Arachnida, Scorpiones, Buthidae. The record is from RefSeq and is a predicted model, not a curated record. The transcript has 5 exons.